This is a messenger RNA of Quercus robur (English oak), 963 nucleotides long. RefSeq lists its product as uncharacterized. The coding region runs from base 1 to 963 and encodes 320 amino acids. The transcript has 3 exons. NCBI's taxonomy places the organism in Eukaryota, Viridiplantae, Streptophyta, Magnoliopsida, Fagales, Fagaceae. The record is from RefSeq and is a predicted model, not a curated record.
AUGCGUCGAUUUAAUCCUAUAUGGUUUAAAGAGUAUGGAAGUUGGUUGGAAUAUAGUAUUGAAAAGGAUGCUGCAUAUUGUUUAUAUUGUUAUCUAUUUAGACAAGAUGUUGGUAUGCAAUCUGGAAGUGAUAGUUUUGUGACAAAUGGAUUCAAUAGUUGGAAUAAGAAAGGAAAGCUAGACAUAUAUGUUGGAGGUGUUAAUAGUGCCCAUAACCAAGCUCUUAAGAAUGGUGAAAAUCUAAUGAAGCAAAACCAACACAUUCAAAGUGGGUUAGCUUUUCAUGGUCAUGAUGAAUUUGAUAAUUCAAGUGAUAAAGGAAAUUUCCUUGACCUUCUACAAUUUUUGGCAAAUCAUAAUGUUGUUAUUAAUGAAGUGUUGCAGAAAACUCCAAAAACCAACAAGCUAACCUAUCCUGAUAUUCAAAAAGACAUUGUGAAUGCAGCUGCAUAUAAAACUACCAAUGCCAUUAUUGAAGAUCUUGACAGUGGGUUCUUUUCAAUUUUAGUUGAUGAGUCCUGUGAUAUCUCAAUAAAAGAACAAAUGGCUAUUGUUUUGCGUUAUGUGGAUAAAAAGGGAAUUGUUACAAAGCGAUUUCUUGGUAUUGUACAUGUAGCCUCCGCUUUGUCUCUAAAAGCUGCAAUUGAAUUUUUAUUCUGUAAAUAUGAAUUAAGUUUAUCAAGACUAGGUGGGCAAGGUUAUGAUGGGGCCAGUAACAUGCAAGCUGUUGCUAACAAGCAUACUGAUAUUGCUGAAUUUUUAAGCUUUGUUAGUAAAAUAGUAACUAUUGUUGGAGUCUCUUGUAAAAAACGAGAAUUUUUACAAAAUGCACAACUUGCCAAAAUUCAAGAAGCAUUGAACUUGGGUGAACUUAAAAGUGGGCAAGAUUUAAACCAAGAGACAAUUCUUAAACAUGUUGGUGAUAGACAUUGGGGAUCACAUAUAGGACAAUCUUCAACUUAA